Oryctolagus cuniculus (rabbit) is the source of this 3225-nucleotide messenger RNA. It is a transcript of the gene CCPG1, whose product is annotated as cell cycle progression 1. The record is from RefSeq and is a predicted model, not a curated record. NCBI's taxonomy places the organism in Eukaryota, Metazoa, Chordata, Mammalia, Lagomorpha, Leporidae. Gene Ontology annotation, cellular component: membrane.
UGCGGAGAACUGCCGGCCGCCGCCUCCCGGCUGCGGACGCCCGAGAGCAGGUUGUUGUUUUUAUGAGAGGCGUCACUGGCGCCUGGAGCUGUGACUGCCGCCACCGUGACAGCCAGUGCCGUCUGGCGAAGGUGGCGCUGCCCCUUCAGAUCUGAAAAAUGUCUGAAAAUUCCAGUGACAGUGAUUCAUCUUGUGGUUGGACUGUCAUCAAUCAUGAGGGGUCUGAUGUUGAGAUGGUGAAUUCUGUCACACCCAGUGACAACCGUGAACUCACUCCAGGAUGUUCGUCUUUAGGGCAAGAGGAGCUACAAGUAUUGCGGAUGGGACAACGAGAAGGCAGCCAAAACAGCACAGUGUUAAUGGAGGAAAGUACUUAUCCAGCUUUGGAAGAAACUAAAUCAGAGAUUGAGGCAGAGGAAGAAAAGUUACCUGAUGACAAUGUCUAUUUUGGAACUGCCAGUGAUGAUUCGGAUAUUGUUACUCUAGAACCACCUAAGUUAGAAGAAAUUGGAAUUCAAGAAGCUGUAAUUGUUGAAGAAGCACAGAGUCCGGAAGACUUUAAUAUGGGUUCUUCCUCUAGCAGUCAGUAUGCAUUCUGUCAGCCGGAAACUGAAAGGUGGUGGGAGAAGCUGUGGAAGAUUCCUGAAUGCAUAAGGGGAUGGGAUGAUCAACUGAAACACCAUGUUCCUAGCCAACUCGCCUCCCAAGUAUUUUCGUCUCAGCCUAGUGAUGAUGAGUCGAGUAGUGAUGAAACCAGUAAUCUGCCCAGUCCUGCCUUUAGACGACGCCGUGCGAGGAAGAAAACUGUUUCUACUUCAGAAUCUGAGGAACGGCUCCUUGGUGAACAAGAAACGGAACCUUCUAAGGAGCUGAGUAAACGCCAGUUCAGUAGUGGGCUCAAUAAGUGUGUUAUACUUGCUUUGGUGAUUGCAGUCAGCAUGGGAUUUGGACAUUUCUAUGGCACAAUUCAAAUUCAGAAGCGUCAGCAGUUAGUCAGGAAGAUACAUGAAGAUGAAUUGAAUGAUAUGAAGGAUUAUCUUUCCCAGUGUCAACAGGAACAAGAUUCUUUUAUAGAUUAUAAGUCACUGAAAGAAAACCUUGCGAGGUGCUGGACCCACACUGAAGCAGAGAAGAUGUCUUUCGAAACUGAGAAAAAGAACCUUGCUACAGAAAAUCAGUAUUUAAGAAUGUCUCUAGAGAAGGAAGAAAAGGCCUUAUCUUCAUUACAGGAAGAAUUGAGGAAACUAAGAGAACAGAUAAGAAUGUUGGAAGAUGAAGGGGCAAGUACUGAAUUAGUUACAGAAAAUCAGAAACUUAAGGAGAUUUUGGAAGAUGAAAAGCAAAAAACACAGAGCUUUCUGAAACAAAAGGAGACUGUGUUGGCAGAAGCAAAGAUGCUAAAGAGGGAACUGGCAAAAGAACGAAUGAUCAGCAUGGCUUUAAGGGAAGAACUCCAGCAGUUAAGUUCUAGUCAGUCUCAGGGCAACUCAGAUUCCCCCAAUGUUCUGACUGAAAAGAAGGAAGUAGCAGUCUUAAGGGAAAGACUCACUGAGCUGGAGCAGAAGUUAAACUUUGAACAGCAGCGUUCUGAUUUGUGGGAAAGACUGUAUGUUGAGGCGAAAGAUCAAACUGGAAAACAAGAAACUGAGGGAAAAAAGAAAGGAGGAAGGGGAAACCACAGGGCUAAAAAUAAGUCAAAGGAGACAUUUUUGGGUUCAGUUAAGGAAACUUUUGAUGCCAUGAAGAAUUCUACCAAGGAGUUUGUGAGGCAUCAUAAAGAAAAAAUUAAGCAGGCAAAAGAAGCCGUGAAAGAAAAUCUGAAAAAGUUCUCAGACUCAGUUAAGUCCACUUUCCGACAUUUUAAAGAUACCACCAAGAAUAUCUUUGAUGAAAAGGGUAAUAAAAGAUUUGGUUCAACAAAAGAAGCCGCAGCUGAAAAACCAAGAACAGUUUUUAAUGACUAUUUACAUCCACAGUACAAGGCACCUACACCGAAUCAGAAUAGUCGAGGCCCUUCUAUGCGAAGAGAUGGAGGGAAAGAAAAGCCAAUUCACUUUGAAGACUUUAGAAAAAAUACAAAUUCACAGAAAUGCAGUGCCAGUCAUAACUGUAGGGAAAAUCAUUCUUUCAGAAAGGCUUGUUCUAGUGUGUUUGAAUGUGCUCAAGAAGAAUCCAUUAACCCUUUCAACAUAGUGGCGAAUCCUGUAAGGAUAGAUGAAUUUAGACAGUUAAUUGAAAGGUACUUAAUAAAAGAGCUGGAUGCUUUUCAUCACUGGAAAGAACUCGAUCAGUUCCUCAAUAAGUUUUUCCUAAAUGGUGUCUUUAUUCAUGAUCAGAAGCUCUUCACUGACUUUGUUAAUGAUGUUAAAGACUAUCUUAAAGACAUGAAGGAAUACCAAGUAGAUAAUGAAGGAGUAUUUGAGAAGCUGGACGGAUAUAUAUAUAGACACUUCUUUGGUCACACUUUUCCCCCUCCAUAUGGACCCAGUCGACCUGAUAAAAAGCAACGUAUGGUAAAUAUUGAAAACUCGAGGCAUCGAAAACAAGAGCAGAAGCACCUUCAACCACAGCCUUAUAAAAGGGAAGGUAAAUGGCAUAAAUACGGUCGAACUAAUGGACGACAGAUGGCAAAUCUUGAAAUAGAAUUGGGGCAAUUACCUUUUGAUCCUAAAUAUUGAAGCAUGGAUGCUUUCUACAGUGGUGUUAAAACUAAGAUCAAAUUAGUGAAGAUGACAAUGCCCCCCCCCCCCCAUUUCUAAGUAUCAGUUAAAUGGCUUUAUAUUACUCAUAAGCAUCAGUCAGAAGCUUACUAACCUGCAUUUCCUGUAGUUUAGCUUUGUUGAAUUUUUUUUUAAGGGCACUGGAGAUGUUCAGUUGUAGUCUUAUUCAGGAAGCAGGCAUGCAACAGAUUUUGUGCAUGAAAUGAGACUUGCACAGUGUAUUAGCUUAAAGCAAGCUCAAAUCGUACAUGACAAAGUGUAACUGACACUGAUGUUUGUAUUAAGUUUGCAGUAGAGCUUGAAAAAGUACAUUGUGAUGGAAAUUCAUCUUUAACAGUUUAUAAUCUCACACUUGCUUCUUGUCUUUUGUGGGUUCAAGAGCCCGUUGACUUAUGAAGAAUUUGCUGCCCUUUUAUGAGCUUGCUGACUUGUUCUCUUGUGAAAUUUCUUGCACAUCUGAAUAUUGUGGAGGAAACAAUAAAACCACACCAUGAGGAAAACUAAA